UCGAGCGGAUAUCGAUGAUCGUGAUUCUUCUGAAUUGCGUGACGUUGGGGAUGUAUCAGCCCUGCAUGGACGAAGACUGCCUGAAUAACAGAUGCAAAAUUCUUCAGUUAUUCGAUUACGUGAUCUUCCUGUUCUUCACGCUGGAGAUGAUGAUAAAAAUGGUGGCGAUGGGCGUGUGGGGCAAGGGUUCGUAUCUGGCGGACUCCUGGAACCGUUUGGACAUGUUCAUCGUCCUCGCCGGUGGCCUCGAGUAUUGUUUGGACGUCGAGAACUUAAACCUGUCGGCGAUAAGGACGAUAAGGGUCCUCCGGCCGCUGAGGGCGAUCAACAGAAUUCCAAGUAUGAGGAUUUUGGUGAUGCUUCUAUUGGACACUUUACCAAUGCUGGGUAACGUCCUACUACUCUGCUUUUUCGUCUUCUUCAUAUUCGGAAUCAUCGGAGUGCAGUUGUGGCAAGGAAUCCUGCGACAGAGGUGUUACAUAAACACCGACAUCAACAUUACAUUCCCAAAAGGUUUCUCCGACGUUUACAAAGUUCGCGUGCCUGCUACGGAUCUGUCGCUGUACUAUUCGAUCUCCUCGGAUCAGGACUACAUCUGCAGCAAAUCGGAGCACUCCGGUAUGCAUUUCUGCAAGGAUAUACCGCUGUACAAGGAGGGCAAGAUGAAAUGCAAUUUGACGUACGAGGAGAAGCAUUUCGAGAAGAAGGCGGGCUGCAUCAAUUGGAACCAGUACUACACGACGUGCAACGACAGCGGAUCGAAUCCGUUUCAGGGUACGAUAUCGUUCGAUAACAUCGGGUUGGCUUGGAUCGCGAUUUUUCUCGUUAUAUCGUUGGAGGGUUGGACGGAUAUCAUGUAUUACGUGCAGGACGGACACAGUUUUUGGGAUUGGAUCUAUUUCGUCCUUCUGAUUGUCAUCGGAUCGUUCUUCAUGAUCAAUCUGUGCUUGGUGGUAAUCGCGACGCAGUUUUCCGAGACGAAGAAGAGAGAGAUGGAGAGGAUGAGGUUGGAGAGGGCGCGUUUUCAAAGUUCUAGUACUCUGGCUUCCAGCACCAACAACAGCGAACCGACCAGUUGUUAUGGAGAAAUUGUAAAGUAUAUCGGUCAUCUUUGGAGGAGAAGCAAGCGAAGACUGAUCAAGAAGAUACGUCUUCUGAAGCACCGCCGCGACCAGAGGCGGGACAGGAAGAUCGUCGCCGGCGAGACUAUAAGACUUAACUACAACAAGAGACACCACCCGUGCUGUCCGCGACUCAGACACGUCUCGCAAUUAGUGCCAAACACGCAUCAGGGUGUAUCCAGGACGAGUUCGAUCACGAUGAGCGAGGAACAGGAGCAGACGACGAUCGGAGGCGGCUGCGGUGGUAGUCAGAUGAUGCCGAAACGACCCAGCCUGUUGCGGGUCUCAUCGAUCUCCAACCAGGAUAUAACCACCAACAGCAACAACGAGCUGUCCGGGAAUCUGCUGUCACCGCCGCUUCCGCAGAACAACAGAAGGAGAUCUUCGGUGAUGUUCAGCGAUGUCGUCGUGCGACACGGCGAAGAUUCACCUCUGACCUCGAAUCCAUCCUCGAAUCUGCUCUCAGCAAGCGCCAACAUCUGUCUGGAUAAGAAGAACGUUUGCUCCAGCGAGAAGAUGACUCAAACAGGCGAUGGAAACAUUUGGCAGAUCACGACUAUACCGAGUCCACAGCAGAUCCUGCAGAGCCAGCAGCAGGUGACGCAGGAUUACGGCGACCUCAUCAACGGCGAAACAAUGACGUGCCAGGAGCUGCUCGCACUCGGCGGUAUAAACGCUGCGCUUCCGACCGGUCACGCCUUGGACACCUUCUUCAGCUCCCUGUCGAAAGGACCCAAACCUAAGAACGGUGACGAGUUGUACGUGCAGCAACUCUCCGACGAUGAUUACACCUGCUGCCAGGACAUGUGGCACUGCGAAUCCGAGUACAAAAACGCGAAACGUUCGAAAUGCUACGUCGUCGUCUGCACCACCAUCAAAGGCAUCAUCAGGUUCUUCAGCACGGCGCGAAGGUACGUCAAACUUCUGGUGGAGAACAAGUACUUUCAGCAGGGCAUCCUCCUUGCCAUCCUGAUCAACACCUCGUCAAUGGGCAUCGAGUACCACAACCAGCCCGAUCAUCUCACCUACGCCGUCGAGGUGAGCAACAUCAUCUUCUCGGCGAUCUUCGCUGUGGAGAUGCUGCUCAAGGUCAUUUCCGAAGGUCCCUUCGGAUACAUCUCGAACGGCUUCAACGUCUUCGACGGAGUUAUCGUAAUCUUAAGCGCCAUCGAACUCUUCCAAAAGUACACCGGAGACAUGCAGGCAGAUUCCGGUCUCUCGGUGCUCCGCACUUUCCGCCUCUUAAGAAUCCUGAAACUCGUCAGAUUCAUGCCUAACCUCAGGAGACAGUUGUUCGUGAUGCUACGAACCAUGGACAACGUGGCCAUCUUCUUCUCUCUCCUCAUCCUCUUCAUAUUCAUAUUUAGCAUUCUUGGCAUGUACUUAUUUGGCGGUAAGUUUUGCAAGUACACCGAUGCAGACGGUGUAAGUAGAGAGUGUAAUUGUGAAAUGAUCGCCAAGCACGACAAGCGGUGUGAAUGUGACAGAAAACACUUCAACAACUUCCUCUGGGCCACGGUCACCGUCUUUCAAAUCCUGACGCAGGAGGAUUGGAAUAUGGUGCUUUCCAACGGGAUGGCGAAGACGUCGCAUUGGGCCGCUCUUUACUUUGUCGCUUUGAUGACUUUCGGGAAUUACGUGCUCUUCAAUCUGCUCGUCGCUAUCCUGGUGGAGGGUUUCAGUUCGGAACGAAACGAGAGGCGAGAGAAGGAGCAGCGCGAGAUGGCCAGGAGGAAGAUGUCGAUGAUGGAGUCCAGCUAUAGGGAUAGUUCAGAGGAGAGCAGCAGGUCCAUUUCCAGUUCGAGCUCCAGUUACCAUCAAGGAGGGAAGAACUGUUGGAGAUCUGCGGAGGAGCUGAGGAAGGUGAAGGAGAUGAACGGUCACAGGGCUUCGGUCAUUGCGUUCACGCCGCCGUGCGACUGCCGCGAAUUCAAGUCUCCGGACUCGGAGCCCAAAUGCAACAUACAGAAAGAAUCGAAAAUGCUUAAGCAAGACACGACACCGUCACCCAGCAAGCGCAAGUUCCAAACGCCCAAGAUCACGCACACCGCAGCCACCCCUCAAGAUUCACCGAGCACCACUCUGGAGGAUUUCCCAGAGUUCAGAUAUAGCGUCACCCCGACCCCGACACCACCGUCACCAUCACCGACCACAGACACGCCACCCUGUAGCACUGAAUCCACACAGAAAUCAGUACCUAAACCUACCGGACCUAUCACCGAGCAUCUGGAGCUUAACGCUCGUUCACUUUGUUCGUUGCAGCUGCUGAAGCCGCCGAGUCUGUCGCCGCCUCCGCUCACUUACAGGCAAUUCGAGAAGUCACCGGAGGAGCAGUUUCCAUCGAAGAUCAUCAUGCACAACGAGCGGAUCGGAUCGAAGACAACAACGUUCUCGGAGAAGGUCUCCGUACCCAAAUCAUCGGAUAAGGCGCGCAUUCAAAGAAAAUACUCCUGGAAGUUGGGUUCUAAAUCGAGUCUUAAACGCAAGAAGAACAGGAGCGGUUCGGAUUCCGAUGCCAUCCCUUUGAAUAACGGCAGGGAUCAUUCGCAAUGCAACGGAAGCGGCGUCUCGAGACACUCGAGUCUUCGCAACGAUUCUCUUCUGCAAUCCUCGAUCCGCAUCCAGAACGACACGCAACGCGACACCCCGAACAACAAGAGUCCAAACGGGCCACCUCUCACCCGUCACAACUCCCUCAGCAACUCUUCGCAAUCGAAGAUAAGCCCGUGCAACGCUCAACUAUCGAAGCUGAAUAGUCCCACCGUUACAAGGAAGCAGAGCUUCGAGGCAAAAUCGGUCAAUGUUCUGCAGGAGGAGAAAGUUUUACCACCAGUGAAAAUGGACGAGAUCGUUGAGAACCCUCCCGAACCCGAACUCAACAAGCUCCGAAGACUGCUCAUCUACUUGGAACCCAAAGGAUGCAUGAAGGAACGCGACGAUUACUCUCUGUACAUCUUCACUCCGAACAAUAGAUUCCGGAAGCUUUGCACUUGGCUGGUGGAUCAGAAGUGGUUCGAUAACGUUGUGCUACUCUUCAUCGCUUGCAAUUGUAUCACAUUGGCAAUGGAAAGACCCAACAUUCCUCCGGAUUCUAAAGAGAGACAUUUCUUAUCGGUUAGCAACGACGUUUUUACUGUCGUUUUCACCGUCGAGAUGUUCGUUAAGGUCGUCGCUUGGGGAAUGUGCUACGGCCCGGACGCUUAUUUCACCUCAGGUUGGAACAUCAUGGAUGGAUCUCUUGUAAUCAUAUCAAUCGUCGAUUUACUCAUGUCUCUGAUUAGCGAAUCGAGUCCUAAAAUAUUCGGAAUCUUAAGAGUCUUCAGAUUGUUGCGGUCAUUACGACCGUUGCGAGUCAUCAACAGAGCGCCAGGUCUUAAGCUCGUCGUUCAAACGCUUUUAUCAUCUUUACGACCUAUCGGCAACAUCGUGCUUAUUUGCUGCACGUUCUUCAUAAUCUUCGGUAUUCUCGGAGUGCAACUGUUCAAGGGAUCCUUCUACUUCUGCAAGGGCGAUAACGUGAAGGGUAUAAAGAACAAGACGGAUUGUAAGGCGCGCGGGUACGAUUGGACCAACCAGAAGUACAAUUUCGACGAUCUGGGUAAAGCCCUGAUGUCGCUCUUCGUGUUGAGCUCGAGAGACGGCUGGGUGAACAUCAUGUACACCGGUUUGGAUGCUGUCGGCGUGGAUCAGCAGCCGCAAACCAACUACUCGGAAUGGCGUUUGCUCUACUUCAUUUCGUUUAUACUUCUGGUGGGUUUCUUCGUCCUCAACAUGUUCGUCGGCGUCGUCGUGGAGAAUUUCCACAGGUGCAGGGAGGAGCAGGAGAAGGAGGAAAGGGUUCGGCGCGCCGCUAAACGGGCUUUGCAGAUGGAAAAACGCAGACGAAAAAUGAACGAACCGCCUUACUACAUAAAUUACUCGCCUUGGAGGAUGUUCAUCCACAACGUGGUCACCUCCAAGUACUUCGACUUGGCCAUCGCCGCCGUCAUCGGAUUGAACGUUGUGACCAUGGCGACGGAGAGGUACCGGAUGGACGAUACGCACAGCUACAUCCUGAAGAUCUUCAACUACUUCUUCACCGCCGUCUUCAUCCUCGAGAGCAUCAUGAAACUGGUCGCUCUCGGUUUCAAGCUUUACCUCAAAGAGAAAUGGAAUCAACUGGACGUUAUCAUCGUUAUCUUAUCUGUAGUGGGAAUCAUCUUGGAAGAACUCAAGAGCAACAUAAUACCCAUAAACCCGACUGUGCUGAGAGUGAUGCGCGUGAUGAGGAUAGCGCGCGUCCUGAAGCUCCUCAAGAUGGCCAAAGGAAUUCGCGCACUUCUGGACACAGUGAUGCAGGCUCUUCCGCAAGUGGGAAACUUGGGACUCCUGUUCUUCCUCCUCUUUUUCAUCUUCGCAGCGCUCGGAGUCGAGCUCUUCGGUCGGCUGGAAUGUUCGGAAAAGCAUCCGUGCCAAGGUUUAGGAGAGCACGCAGAUUUUGCCAAUUUCGGGAUGGCUUUCUUGACGUUGUUCCGAAUUGCCACCGGCGAUAACUGGAACGGCAUCAUGAAAGACACCCUGAGAAUAGAGAAUUGCGGACUGGAAGCCGACUGCGUGAAGAACUGCUGCGUAUCACCUGUGAUUGCUCCAAUUUUCUUCGUCAUCUUCGUUCUCAUGGCCCAAUUUGUUUUGGUCAACGUUGUAGUAGCGGUGUUGAUGAAGCAUUUGGAGGAAUCACACAAGCAUUUGGAAGAUGAACAGGACAUGGAUAAUCAACUGGAAAGGGAGUUCCAGGAGAAACAGGAGAUGGAAGAGAGGAGGGAGCUGUGUCUGGCGUUGCAGAUGGAUUCCGAAUGCGCACAAACCAAACCUCUAACUAAGGUGCUAUCACUGCCUUCGAAUUUCACGUACAAUCCUCCAGGAUCUAAGCGAUCUUUGGACCCGAAUCCGUUGAAGCAGAGGCGGCAGACGAUGCACAGUCAGCAGCCGAUAAUGCUCUCGAAUCUGGACGACAUCAGGAACAUCGACGAAUCUUCACCGGACAUCUACAGCAUCCGCGAGUACAAGAAUAACGAAUUCAACGGAAGAAAUCUUCUGCAAACGAACGUGGACGACAUCAUCAGCAUCGAUCGGUCGGAGAGUUUGCUUCGGGUGAUCGAGCCGGAGGAGAAGUAUCCGCUGCGAAAGAUCAACGAGAAUCUUCUCUGCGUCCCGUACGAAUCGAAACCUGUGCAAAAGAUGUACGGAAGCACGAAAAACCUCUUCGCGAAAGCGGAAAUCGUCUGCGAAGAAACGCCCUUCCUCUUGGUUCCGGACGAGAAGAAAAUCCCCAAGCACGACUCUCAGGAAAGCGUACAACGCAUCAUCACGGAACGCCGGAAACUUGAUGAAAACAUGAAAGAGGUCAAUCAAUUCGACAUCUACGAUGUGAGCAACGGCAGCGAGGAGAACCUCGUCGAGGAAGCUUCCGGCGGCAAAGACGAGUGAAAGGAAUCACACACCAAUUAGUUUCUAAAAGAAAAACAAACUAGUAUCAAAGCAGAAUAAUAAUUAAAAAGAAGAAUGAACAAGGUAUUAAACUCUUAGGUAUGUUAACGUUAAAGUAAUCGAUAAGGCAGGAGAAACUAAUGUCAAUACGCUUUAGUUAAUUUGUUGUAAAUACGAAGAGCGAAAGAGUUUUUUUUUUGCGACUCGAAUCUAGACUACAGAAGAGAAAACACAGCAGAAAAAUCAUCAUCAAUUGGUACCUAGUUAUUUUUUUCUAGUGACUUACGAAACAAACGAAGACUUGCGCGUAACGCCGUUAGCGAAAAUAAAAAGAGUACACUAUUAUUAGAUAGAAUGUGUAGAGUAAAUUACUCUCUUGUUAUUAAUACAAAAAA
Messenger RNA from Nicrophorus vespilloides, 6982 nucleotides. RefSeq names its product voltage-dependent T-type calcium channel subunit alpha-1H (gene Ca-alpha1T). Bases 15 to 6587 code for a protein of 2190 amino acids. Gene Ontology annotation, cellular component: neuron projection; voltage-gated sodium channel complex; voltage-gated calcium channel complex. Gene Ontology annotation, molecular function: low voltage-gated calcium channel activity; voltage-gated sodium channel activity. Lineage: Eukaryota; Metazoa; Arthropoda; Insecta; Coleoptera; Silphidae. The record is from RefSeq and is a predicted model, not a curated record. The transcript has 22 exons. Gene Ontology annotation, biological process: membrane depolarization during action potential; calcium ion import; calcium ion transmembrane transport.